Messenger RNA from Choloepus didactylus (southern two-toed sloth), 2793 nucleotides. It is a transcript of the gene RNF126, whose product is annotated as ring finger protein 126. The transcript is spliced from 11 exons. Gene Ontology annotation, molecular function: ubiquitin protein ligase activity. The coding region runs from base 645 to 1640 and encodes 331 amino acids. Lineage: Eukaryota; Metazoa; Chordata; Mammalia; Pilosa; Megalonychidae. Gene Ontology annotation, cellular component: cytoplasm. The record is from RefSeq and is a predicted model, not a curated record. Gene Ontology annotation, biological process: protein ubiquitination.
ACUCCAUUGUGAUCAGAGAAGAUAGUUUGUGUGAUUUCAGUAUUUUUAAAUACAGGAUGUGAUUUCAGGCCUAACACGUGGUCUGUGUUAGGUACAGUUUGUUAAUAGCGUUCAGGUCGUCUGUUUCGUUAUUGAUCUCCUGCCUAGAUGGCCUAUCAGUUGUUGACAGUGGAUGUUGAAGCCCCAAGUGUUGCUGUGGAAGCAGCCGUGUCUCCUUCAGUUCUGUCAGUUUUGCUUCAUGCAUUUCAGGGUCUGCCGUGAGGUGUGUGUGUGUUUAUGAUCGCAGUGUCUGCUUGCUGGCUCAGACCUUCUAUCAGCACGUGUCCGGCCCUGCUUGUCCUCUUUUGACUGAACCUCGCUUUUGUCUGGCAGUGGACACUGUGGCUGUGUUGAUUGCUGUUUGCAUGGAACGUCUUAGGGCUUUGAGUUACUGUCUCAUGUCCUUUUAUUUCAGCCUGAAGGACUCUCCUCAGCAUUUCCUGUUGGGGCAGCUCUUGUCUGGACGCCUUCAGGUUUUAUCUGUCUGUGAACAUCUUCCAAGUUCCCCUUCAUUGUGAAACACAGUUGUUGUGGAAUUAGAAUCCUCGGUUGACAGUUUUUUCUUGAAGGCCUUUAAAAAUGCCAUCCCACUGCCUCUGGCCGCCAUGGGCUCUGUUUUUCAGGGUUGCCGUGAGGUUCCUUGGUGGAGAUGUCUCAGAGCCUGUCAUGCGUGGGGUUCGUUGCACUUCUGGAUGUAUGGGGAAUGGAAAGUGACAAGAGGAGGAAAAAACCGGGAUUAUAUCUGCCCGCGAUGCGAGUCUGGUUUUAUCGAAGAGCUUCCAGAAGAGACCAGGAACACGGACAGCAGUUCUGCCCCCUCCACAGCACCCCCGGACCAGAGCAGGCAGCCUUUCGAGAAUGUGGACCAGCACCUGUUCGCACUGCCCCAGGGCUAUGGGCAGUUUGCUUUCGGCAUCUUUGACGACAGCUUUGAGAUCCCCACACUUACCCCUGGGGCACCAUCCGAGGAUGCCAGGGACCCCGAGAGCCGGCGGGAGCGUGAGCACCAGUCCCGGCACCGUUAUGGCGCCCGGCAGCCCCGGGCCCGGCUCACGGCUCGGCGCACCACGGGCCGGCACGAGGGUGUCCCGACACUGGAAGGGAUCAUCCAGCAGCUGGUCAACGGCAUCAUCACCCCGGCCACCAUCCCCAGCCUGGGCCUGGGCCCCUGGGGUGUCCUGCACUCGAACCCGAUGGACUACGCCUGGGGCGCCAACGGCCUGGACGCCAUCAUCACACAGCUCCUCAAUCAGUUUGAAAACACAGGCCCCCCACCCGCAGACAAAGAGAAGAUCCAGGCCCUCCCCACCGUCCCCGUCACUGAAGAGCACGUAGACUCUGGGCUGGAGUGCCCCGUGUGCAAGGACGACUACACGCUGGGCGAGAGCGUGCGCCAGCUGCCCUGCAACCACCUUUUCCACAAUGGCUGCAUCGUACCCUGGCUGGAGCAGCACGACAGCUGCCCCGUGUGCCGGAAAAGCCUCACGGGACAGAACACGGCCACGAACCCCCCAGGGCUGACAGGCGUGAGCUUCUCCUCGUCCUCCUCGUCCUCCUCCUCUAGCUCGCCCAGCAGCGAGAACGCGGCCGGCCACUCCUGAGCCGCCACCUUCCGGCCGGGCCCACCCAUCCACCCAUCCCUCAGCUCCACCAGGGCUGCCGCGGACUCGGGGCCCGUUCCGUGGUCAGUCCCAGCAGGCCCCUGCUUGCUGUGGCCAGGGCCCGGGGACCCGCCUGCCCGGCCAGCCCAGAAUGUCCACUCCACAGGCUCCAGGCCCGGCUGGGUGCCCCCACUCCCUCUGGCCCCACGUCUCUAACCUGCCCUCCAAAUGUUCAACAGCGGAAAGGUUUUUAUAAUUUUAAAUUAUUGCUGCUUUGAAAUAAAUGGACGUUUUAGCUCCUAAGAAGCCAUUUUUCACAUGAUCUGUGGAGUUGGGAGAGCUGCUCGAGCCAGGGUCAUGGCCAGGCAGGCCCCGCGGCAGCCUCGCCCCAUCCACCCUGUGGGCCUGGCCGUGUGGGGGCUCGGGCCACGAGGACGACCAGAAGGAACUGAGGACAGAGCUGCCCCGAUGGGCGGUUUUUAAAGGGGAAAAAACAUGUAUCUUGAAAGCUAUUUAAAAAUACAGCAACUCAGAGAAGCAGGUGGUCCGGUGUCUUCCUUCCACCAGUGUGCGGCGAGCAGGGGUGUGCGGUGCUGGUGUAUGCCCCCUGCAGGGGCCGGAAGGCCGAGCCGACCCCCACCUGCCCCCGGAGCUCAGCGAACCCAGGAUUCCCGACCCGAAUCACGGACAUCAAAUCCUGCAACGUGAGUGAGAAGAUGGCAGCACAGCACCGAGGCGCAGAACGUCACACCAUGGAGACGGCCUGCGUCCGGGGGUCUCGCAUGUCCUCGGCCUCGCAUCUUGGCGCAGCCGCCCCCAGUCCUCCGACCCGCAGCACCCUCGGAGCUCGCCUUGGGACGCUGUCACUGCCGGGAGCCCCCGCAGCGUGCAGGGACGGUGCAGGAGCAGAGCCAGGCUGCGGUGUCGGGGCCGGGGCCUCCCGGUUACCCCCAGCCCCGUUCCCGCUGUGGGCACAGCAGCCUGGGGCCACAGCAUUCUCGUGAUCUGUAAAGAUUCUGACCAUCGCGUGGUCCAAAAGCAGACUGUGUGGACAUAACCAGGAGUGCCCCCCACCCCCCCGGGAACCGUUCAUGUUCAUUUAUUGUGGACCCUUCUAGAAUGUUCAUUUUUCAAAAUGAGCAAAUGCACACUC